GACGCCGUUUUAUGAAGAGAUAAACACCAAGAGCUGCAAGGAUUACAAUGACAACCACGGCAAUCACAAGUGGUACAUGUGAACUACCACCUGAUGGGAAAGAAAAGACAUUUAAAUACACAAUCACAAGUGAAGUUGAAAUCGAUCUGACGCCAGAACUGUUCCCUUACCAAGAUCAACGUCUGUCCUGUUCUUUGAAUCUGGAGUUUGGUCGACUCUGGGAAUCAGUGACGCAUCUGUCCAGGUUCUAACUACGUCUGCAUCUGGAAAAACAAGUUCCAACUAAAUAUAUUGAUUGUGGAAAAUGUAUUUUUGACAAACCAGUUAUAGAAACUAUGAUGAGAUGCGUUCCUGUCAUUAGUUAGGGUUAGCCCACCAAAACUAACAACAUGCUACAAACAAUGUGGCUAGAAAUUAGGUGAAGAACACAACAUUUGAAGGAGCAUCACUCAGAUACUUAUGCAGCCUCCAUCAUGGUCAGUAGCAAACUAUAAAGUUAAAGAAGUCUCAUCUAAGUACAUUAUAAGUUAUAAGAGAGUGUAAUGGAUUAGCAUUUAGCAAACUAAAGUGGUAAAAAUUACUUUUCAAUGCUAAAAUGAGACUAAUAAGGAUUUCUGUUUGAAGACUUAAUCAAAAAUGGCCGUCAACGUUAACCCUGAUUCUUACCAAUAAUAAGCUGAACAACCGUCUCGCUCCAUCACUUCGGGAUAAAACAUCUGUGUCUGUCUCGGCUCAAAAUGCCUGGGCCGAUUAUUUGUCCAGUCCUGGGAUCAACUCAUCACUGCUCUGUCUCCCGUUGCUCUCUGAAGCCUAUCUGCACCUGGCUGGUGUCUGUCAUCGGUCAUGGAGUUCCACACCUGCAUCUGUUCUCUCCAUCUACGCAGAGCAAGGGUGGAUCCCCACAGCCUUGGACCCCUGGCCCGAGCCCCCAGGACUGACAAUCAGCUUCCUGCUCCACCUUCCACCAGGGUUUCCCUGGUCAGUGCUAGAUCAAGAGCAAAUAAGACGUUAAUCCUAAAACGACCUUUCCAUCGCACAUGAACUGGAUGUCACGUGUUUUACUGAGAUUUGGAAGAGUGCCUGUGUCUCAGUAUCAGCGCUAAGUGAGUGACUGGUCGAGGAGGGGGAAUUUACCACCAUAUUCAAGCAAGACUUUGACUGUAAACAUCUGUCACAGGCCUCAUCCACCAGUUUUGAGCCAGUCAUGUUUGAGCUGGGUUGUUCUUGUUCUGUACUGUGCACAGUGAUAUACUGACCCCCAAAACACAGCACUCAUCACUUCUCAGACUUCCUAGCUGAAAUAAGUCCUAAGUAUGACCCUGUUUUUAUCGCUGGUGAAAUGACUAUAUGUAACCAAUAAGUAGAAAUCAGUCCUGACAGCAGUUUACUAUCAAUCCAGAUUUUAUUUAUUCUUGCUGGACUGGAACGCAUCAUUCAAAAUAACGUGGAAAAUCAAAACUCAGUGGUAAAAGGACAAACUACAGCUGUCUUUUGAUAAUCUAAGGGACAGCUGGCGUAGUUGAGAAGGUGAAAAACACUUUUCUGAUAUCAUUUAAGUUCAUUAAAUUUAUCACUUAACUGUCCUUUUUAAGACUAAUACCAGUAGAUUUUUGACCAUAGUUCACAAAGGUAAAAAUGUUAAAGCUGAGUGAAAGCUGUGGAAGCUCAGCCCAGGGGAAAUAGUUUCUGGAGAAUAUAAGGAGGAUAUCAGGAUUUUCAAGCUGAAACAAGUUGUUCUCUGGAGGCAACUCAUGUUAAGAAACUGUCUACCUACAACACUCAGUACACUCUGUUCUUCACGACAAACUGAAAUCUGUUUCCUGAAGAUCCGCCUCUGCAGACUUUAUUAUUUUAUAACUGGCAACAUGGUCAAAGUUCACUCAGAAAACUGAACUCAUUGAAAUCGACACAUAGAGCCUCCCGCAGGCAGAUCCUCCACGUCAUUUAGAAGUUUUUAUAUUAUUUGAUCCAAAAGCUGAAUCUAACAGAUGAAACCUUGUUCAUAAUCUGGAGCUGGUUGAGAUCAGUGGUCGGUGGGUGAUUUCCAGACGUGUUUAAUGACAGAAACUUCACUCCGCAGGACUCUCUGAUUCUUCAGAUGGAAGGUCUGUUCCUACGAUUCCUGCUCAGAACCAUCACCAGUUUGGUUUUCUGUCUCCUCCUGACUCACUGUUCUAGAGGUCAGUCUGAGUCAGUGGAUUCACUUCAACCAAUUGUAGCAAGAGUUGGUGAUGACGUUGUUCUACCGUGUCAAAUCAAACCUUCGUUGGACGUUUCUGCAGCAACGUUGGAGUGGAAGAGGUCAAACCUCUUUGUCCUGGUGUGGCGUACUGGUGCAGACUUUAAAAGACAAAAAGAUCCAUCCUACAGAGGAAGAACAUCUCUGUUCCCUGAUGAACUGAAACAUGGAAACGUUUCACUGAAACUCUCUGACGUGAAGCUGUCUGAUAAAGGAAUGUACAGAUGUUACGUUGUAGAGAAGAAUAGAGAGAUGUUUGUUGAGCUUGUUGUUGUGUCCGUUCCUGGUUGUUCACCCGUCAUCAGUUUAUCAAGGAUGGACAGAGACAGAGGAGGAGUGGUGUUACAGUGUGAAUCCAGAGGCUGGUAUCCAGAGCCUGAGGUGUUGUGGCUGGACGCUGAGGGAAACCUGCUCUCUGCUGGACCUCCAGAGACAGUCAGAGGUCCUGAUGACCUCUAUACUGUCAGCAGCAGAGUGACUGUGGACAAGAGGCACAACAACAGCUUCACCUGU
Molecule: messenger RNA, 2752 nt
Organism: Mugil cephalus (flathead mullet)
Lineage: Eukaryota; Metazoa; Chordata; Actinopteri; Mugiliformes; Mugilidae
Product: butyrophilin subfamily 3 member A2-like
Exons: 4
Source: RefSeq, a predicted model, not a curated record